AUCACCCAUCAUGAAGGCUUUCAUAACUUUGGCUGUUGUUUGCUUUGUAGCUUCGGCUGUUGCUUUGGUCACGCCCGUCGAUUUGAAUGAGGAACAACAGGCCAAGGCUAAGGAAAUCUUCGAUGAAUGUGUGAUUCAGGAAAAACUCACCGAAGAGGAGACCACCAAAUUGCGCAACAAGGACUAUGCCAAUCCUUCCCAGAAUCUGAAAUGUUUCGGCACUUGCUUCUUCGAAAAGGUCGGCACUCUGAAGAACGAUGAAAUUCAAGAAGAUGUUGUACUCGAAAAAUUGAGUCCCAUCAUUGGCGAGGAGAAGACCAAGAAGGCUUUGGAUAAAUGCCGUGGCAUUAAGGGUGAAGAUCGUUGCGACACCGGUUUCCAAAUCUACCAAUGUUUCGAAACUGCCAAGGCUGAAAUGGUGGAAGCUGAAAAAGUCGAGAAAGUCGAGAAAGUGGAGCAAUAAGAAAAUAAUG
Molecule: messenger RNA, 473 nt
Organism: Stomoxys calcitrans (stable fly)
Lineage: Eukaryota; Metazoa; Arthropoda; Insecta; Diptera; Muscidae
Product: general odorant-binding protein 56a-like
Exons: 2
Coding region: 11-463 (150 amino acids)
Biological process (GO): sensory perception of smell
Molecular function (GO): odorant binding
Source: RefSeq, a predicted model, not a curated record